Messenger RNA from Penicillium argentinense, 1470 nucleotides. RefSeq lists its product as uncharacterized. The coding region runs from base 1 to 1470 and encodes 489 amino acids. The record is from RefSeq and is a predicted model, not a curated record. The transcript is spliced from 6 exons. Lineage: Eukaryota; Fungi; Ascomycota; Eurotiomycetes; Eurotiales; Aspergillaceae. Gene Ontology annotation, cellular component: endoplasmic reticulum membrane. Gene Ontology annotation, biological process: nuclear membrane fusion involved in karyogamy; karyogamy involved in conjugation with cellular fusion.
AUGAGACGACUCAACCCCGGCCGAGUCCUGCUCGUGCUGCUCACUUUCGUACUCAACUUGGCCGCAUCUGGCCCAACACAUACAGCGGACACCUUCGGAAACCUGGAAGACCUUUCUGAAAGAGCGCGGGGUCGAGGCAACAAGGGUCUGCUACCCAAAUUUGGAUCGAGAGAUCAACAACAAGACGCAUUGUCUGUUUUCACCGAGGCCCAGCAGCUAAUCAACUCGAUUGAGACACUGCCGUCUUGCACUCGAAUCGCCACGAGCAAUCUUAUUACCUCAUGCAACGAGAUUGAUGCAAGGGAUGUCGUCAAUUCCGAUGUAUACGAGAGAUUAGAGCACGCCAAAUCAAUUUAUGCUGCUCGACUGGCUAUUUGUGAGCUGGGUGGCGCCGGUGAACCGGUCCCUCCUGCCUGCACUCCGGUGACUACGGCAACGCCGACGGCAAGAUCUCGUUGGCCAUUCUGGAACAAGGCUCCUGUUCCCGAACCCACCGAUACAUUCGAUGUCGUUUCAAAGACCGACCUGGAAAAGUGCCUGAAGGCUCUAAAAUCAGGCUCGCAAGGCUGGACCUCAUACAGCAACAACAGACAGAAUGCAGUGGUCAUCUGCCAGACUUCCCGAGGCGAAAUCGAAAAGGCGGAGCUACUUCAUGCUCAUCGGCGGAUGGCUCUAGUCGACCAGAAGCUGUACCAAGCACAGAAACAGGCUCUACACGAUGCUGCUGUGGGCUCAUCCGAGCACAAAGCCUUUCUCAAGGAGUUGAAGGUCAUGCAAGAAAGCUUGGCCACGAAGCUGCAAGAGUCUGUGGCAAACACCCAGAACGUCUUCGGAAAGCUGCUCCGCGAGGUUCAAGACGGGCUGAAAGUGAUCGGCACCCAGUUCACCAUUUCGAUGGUGCAGGUUCGUGGAGAAGUCGGAAAUCUGGAGAAGAGCAUCCAGGGUACUUCCGACUCGCUGAGUGGUCUUCGGAAGGCCCUGAGAGAACUGCGAACAGAGGCGGUUUCUCAGAAGACGGAAAUGCGUCAAAUGCACGACGAGAAUGCCUUGGCCGGCCGCGAGGAGGCGUCACGAGUUGACUGGCUUGGUGGGCAAAUCAUGGGUGUCAUCGCCCUCCAGGUCCAGGUGAUCGAGCAACUAGAGACCACGGUAGCUCUUGCCGACGAGCUGCAACAAAAGCAGCAGACUCAAGCCGACGCCAUGGAUCGGGUGACCAGCGCUGCUGUGAACUUGCAGACGGCGAUGAACGAUAUGGCGGAGAGGCUCAAGUACGCCCAGGGAUUACAUUCUGGGGGUAUCCCCGUAUGGACCCUGUGGGUUCUCGUCGCCAUUUUGAUAUGGUUCGAAAGCCCGAUGGUAUCCAUCAUUGCUUGCCUUUUCCUUUUGUCCCUGGUCUUCGGUAACACCAUCCAGGCGACUUUUUCCAAUUUUUUGCAGCUUUUCGGUUUCUUCUGGCAUUCCGGCCAGUGA